Molecule: messenger RNA, 1011 nt
Organism: Nestor notabilis (Kea)
Lineage: Eukaryota; Metazoa; Chordata; Aves; Psittaciformes; Psittacidae
Product: zinc-binding protein A33-like
Exons: 5
Molecular function (GO): protein binding
Source: RefSeq, a predicted model, not a curated record
AAGCACCUGGAAGAUGCUUUGCAAGCUCGUCAGAAGGAGAUGGAGAACUUCUUGCAGAGGAAGCGUGUGGCACAGGAAGAUAUCUGUGGCCUGAUGAAGGUGUCUGGGGAGCUGAACUUCAAGAUCCGGGCAGAGUUUGCCUGCCUUCAUCAGAUCCUGGAGGAAGAGGAGACAGCUGUGCUGGCAGAGCUGGCCCAAAAGGAAGCACAGUCGCUGGCCCGGCUGCACAGGGACGUGCACGGGCUGGAGGAGGGGAUAUCAGUGCUGCAGAGGGACGUCGAGCGCAUAGAGCACACCCUGAGCAAGAUGGAAGAAGUGUCGUUGCUGGAGGUGGAGAGCCUGGAUAUCAGGCCCUCAGUGCGCGUCGAGACCCAGCCUGCUUUUGACCUGGAGCACUACAGGGACAGCCGCAGCGGCCCCUUGCAGUACAUCUUCUGGAGACAGAUGCUGCGCUCCAUCUGUCCUGCUCCUGCCCCCCUCACUUUCGACCCUGAGUCAGCCCACCCCAACCUCGUCUUCUCCAGAGACCUGACAGCAGUGACAGAGAGGAGCCGAGCGCCGCCUGUGCCCGUCAACCCCCGGCGCUUCCGACAGUGCGUCAACGUCCUGAGCUCCCAGACCUUUGACAGCGGCCGGCACUACUGGGAGGUCUGGGUGGGCAGCAAAACCAAGUGGGACCUGGGGGUGGCCGCCGAGGCUGUGGACCGGGCAGCAAAGGUCAAGCUGUGCCCGGAGAAUGGCUACUGGACACUGCGCCUGCGGAACAGGACCGAGUACUGGGCCACCACCACCCCCUGGGUGCGCCUGACUCCCCGCCCGCCCCUCCGCACAGUGGGGGUCUUCCUGGACUGCCGGGAGGGCACCGUCACCUUCUUCGACGCUGGGGACAUGUCCCACCUCUUCACCUUCCACCGGGUCUCUGCGGAGAGAUACUGCCCUUUCUUCAGCACCUGCUUCAGCGACGGGAGCGACAACAUGGAGCCCAUGCGCCUCUGCCACCUGGCCCUGUGA